This is a messenger RNA of Spea bombifrons (plains spadefoot toad), 881 nucleotides long. It is a transcript of the gene GIMD1, whose product is annotated as GIMAP family P-loop NTPase domain containing 1. Gene Ontology annotation, molecular function: GTP binding. The transcript has 3 exons. The record is from RefSeq and is a predicted model, not a curated record. The coding region runs from base 108 to 755 and encodes 215 amino acids. NCBI's taxonomy places the organism in Eukaryota, Metazoa, Chordata, Amphibia, Anura, Pelobatidae.
ACCAAUGGCAUCACCUCAGUCUCCGUCUCAAAGUUCAUUCGACUCGAUGCACUGCCACAUCUAGCACUUCAGUAGAGGAACACUAAAAUCAGCAAAGAAUACAUAAAAUGGAUGACACUUUUGAAAUCACUGUUAACCUUCUUCUCCUGGGUAAGACCAAAAGUGGUAAGAGUUCACUUGGAAACAGUCUCAUAGGAAGUUAUGAAUUUGAAAGCCAAUUUUCCCCUCACUCUCUGACCAAAGAAUGUCGGCUCUGCAAAAUGCGCAUACCCGAGUUUGCGCGGCGGAUGGGAAAGGAAUUAAGUCUGCGACUACAGGUGCUGGACACUCCAGGUUUACCUCACAGCACCUUGAACAGGGAAGAGGUAAAAGGCCGGGUGAAGAGAGCUCUCUCACAACAAUUUGCAGAAGGCUUACAUAUGGCCUUACUCGUCCUCAGGGCUGACAUUCCACUCUGUGAAGAAGAUAACCAGCACACUGUCAAAUUAGCGGAGGAUCUACUGGGACCUAACUGGAAGAACUUUACCACUGUUGUACUUACCCAUGGAGACAAGUUACGAGAGUCACAGAUUAAAGAAGAGGAAUAUCUUAAAUCAGCUCCAAAAAUGCUUUCGGGUCUUUUGGAAAAUGUACACGGUCGAUACAUUUUUAGAGAUCCCACAGAUAGAACCUUACGCGAGGAAAGGGCAAUCUUAGUAGCUCGCAUCAUGGAUUUUAUACGGCAAAAUAGCUACCAGAGUUUACAGGUUCAAUAGUAUAUAGUCUGAUAAUCCUUUGUUAAGCAAUAAUUGGUGGAGCCUGCUGGGAUCAUGGAUAAUCCUGCAGAUACUAAUAUAUUAUUAAACAGCAUGAGUGGCAUAAGGAUCUAGAUGGCCCUUUAA